Apodemus sylvaticus (European woodmouse) is the source of this 6450-nucleotide messenger RNA. RefSeq names its product SEL1L adaptor subunit of ERAD E3 ubiquitin ligase (gene Sel1l). Bases 115 to 2496 code for a protein of 793 amino acids. The record is from RefSeq and is a predicted model, not a curated record. The transcript has 21 exons. Gene Ontology annotation, biological process: ERAD pathway. Gene Ontology annotation, molecular function: protein binding. Gene Ontology annotation, cellular component: endoplasmic reticulum membrane. NCBI's taxonomy places the organism in Eukaryota, Metazoa, Chordata, Mammalia, Rodentia, Muridae.
GGGUGAAGAAGGAACCAGAGCAGGAAGAGCGGCUGCGAGGCGGCGGAGCAGAGGCAGCGGCUGAGUUGGUCGCGGCGACGGCGACGGCGAGGGCUCUCGACCUUCGAGAGCAGGAUGCAGGUCCGCGUCGGGCUGUCGUUGCUGCUCUGCGCGGUGCUCCUGGGCUCGGCAUCCGCGACCUCGGAUGACAAAAGUAACCAGGAUGAAUCCUUAGAUUCCAAGAGUUCUUUGCCCACAGAUGAGUCGGUGAAAGACCACACCACCACAGGCAAAGUGGUUGCUGGCCAGAUAUUUGUUGAUUCUGAGGAAUCAGAGGUGGAGUCCCUCCAUGAUGAUGAAGAUAGCUCCAAGGCCCAGGAGGAAGUCAGUGUCCCUGAAGAGAUCAGCCUUUUAGAAUCUCCGAAUCCAAGCAGCAAGACCUACGAAGAACUGAAGAGAGUGCGGAAGCCAGUCUUGACUGCCAUUGAAGGUACAGCGCACGGGGAGCCCUGCCACUUCCCUUUCCUCUUCCUGGAUAAGGAGUAUGAUGAGUGCACCUCGGACGGGAGGGAAGAUGGCAGACUGUGGUGUGCCACAACCUAUGACUACAAGACAGAUGAGAAGUGGGGCUUCUGCGAAACUGAAGAAGAUGCUGCCAAAAGACGACAAAUGCAGGAAGCAGAAAUGAUCUAUCAGACCGGGAUGAAGAUACUGAAUGGAAGCAACAGGAAGAGCCAGAAGCGAGAAGCGUAUCGGUACCUUCAGAAGGCAGCAGGCAUGAAUCACACCAAAGCCCUGGAGAGGGUGUCCUAUGCUCUCUUGUUUGGUGAUUACCUCACACAGAAUAUCCAGGCAGCUAAAGAGAUGUUUGAAAAACUGACUGAGGAAGGUUCUCCCAAAGGACAAACUGGCCUUGGCUUUCUCUACGCUUCUGGACUUGGUGUUAAUUCAAGUCAGGCAAAGGCUCUUGUAUAUUAUACUUUUGGAGCUCUUGGAGGCAACCUGAUAGCCCAUAUGAUUUUGGGUUACCGCUACUGGGCUGGCAUUGGAGUCCUCCAGAGUUGUGAAUCGGCACUGACCCAUUAUCGUCUUGUUGCCAAUCAUGUUGCCAGUGAUAUCUCCCUGACUGGAGGCUCUGUAGUCCAGAGGAUACGGCUGCCUGAUGAGGUGGAGAACCCAGGGAUGAACAGCGGCGUGCUGGAAGAAGAUCUGAUUCAGUAUUACCAGUUCCUAGCUGAGAAGGGGGACGUCCAAGCACAGGUUGGUCUGGGACAGCUGCAUCUGCAUGGAGGGCGUGGAGUAGAACAGAACCACCAGAGAGCAUUUGACUACUUCAACUUAGCAGCAAAUGCUGGCAAUUCACAUGCUAUGGCCUUCCUGGGAAAGAUGUAUUCUGAAGGAAGUGACAUCGUUCCUCAGAGUAAUGAGACGGCACUUCACUACUUUAAGAAAGCCGCUGACAUGGGCAACCCAGUGGGACAGAGCGGGCUUGGAAUGGCCUAUCUCUACGGGAGAGGAGUUCAAGUAAAUUACGACCUGGCUCUCAAGUACUUCCAGAAGGCUGCUGAGCAAGGCUGGGUGGACGGGCAGCUGCAGCUCGGCUCCAUGUACUACAAUGGCAUUGGAGUCAAGAGAGAUUAUAAGCAGGCCUUGAAGUAUUUUAAUUUAGCUUCCCAAGGGGGCCAUAUCUUGGCUUUCUAUAACCUAGCACAGAUGCACGCCAGCGGCACAGGGGUGAUGCGAUCCUGUCACACUGCGGUGGAGUUGUUUAAGAACGUGUGUGAGCGAGGUCGCUGGUCAGAGAGACUGAUGACCGCCUACAACAGCUAUAAGGACGAGGACUACAAUGCUGCAGUGGUCCAGUACCUCCUGCUGGCCGAGCAGGGCUACGAGGUGGCGCAGAGCAACGCGGCCUUCAUCCUCGACCAGAGAGAAGCAACCAUUGUAGGUGAGAAUGAAACUUACCCCAGAGCUUUGCUGCAUUGGAAUAGGGCCGCCUCCCAAGGCUAUACUGUGGCUAGAAUUAAACUUGGAGACUACCAUUUCUAUGGAUUCGGCACUGACGUGGAUUACGAGACAGCAUUUAUUCACUACCGCCUGGCCUCGGAGCAGCAACACAGUGCGCAGGCCAUGUUUAACCUGGGCUACAUGCACGAGAAGGGUCUAGGCAUCAAACAGGACAUUCACCUUGCAAAGCGCUUUUAUGACAUGGCAGCUGAGGCUAGCCCAGAUGCACAAGUACCUGUGUUCCUCGCACUCUGCAAACUAGGUGUCGUCUAUUUCUUACAGUACAUCCGGGAAGCCAACAUUCGAGAUCUGUUCACACAACUGGAUAUGGACCAGCUCUUGGGACCCGAGUGGGACCUUUACCUCAUGACCAUCAUUGCCCUGCUGUUGGGUACAGUCAUAGCUUACAGACAGCGACAGCACCAGGACAUACCAGUUCCCAGGCCCCCGGGGCCACGGCCAGCUCCUCCCCAGCAGGAAGGACCAGCAGAGCAGCAGCCACCACAGUAGCAGCCACGUACUUACCUGGGCCCGUGGCCACGGGGGCUGCUUGCCGAGAACACUGCAUUUGGCGUAGGGUUCUAGACGGUGGCCGCUGCCUGGAACAGGCAUGAGGAAGUGUUGAAUUCCAGAAGCUGCUUAGAACCUGCCGCCUUCCUUUCAGGGAUGAGUAGCUCUCACCAGAGCCACAGUGAAUGUUUGUGUCAGUGCCGUAUGGAAUGACAACUCUCAGUGGCUUUCCUCUUUUUCCUCCUUUUUCUUUCUUCGUUCUGCAAACAUAUACAAGAUGCUUGAGUCAUGUCUACUGUACCCACUGUCUUUCCUGAGAGCCUUCUGUCAUCCUGUCGAUGCGCAUAAGUUCUUAUGUCUUUUAAGGUCCUGAGCAUUGACAACCUGGGAAAACCCUAAAAACAUGCUUAAGUCUGAGAUUAGAACUUGCCUUUCAGUCAAAAGCAAAACAAGCCAAGCAAGACGUCUUCAGGGUGUGUGGGAAAUGCAGGAACUGGGAAUUUUACCAGUCUACAUACAAGUUCAUAUAUUUGGCACUCUUAUUUUAAAAGGGGUUAUUGAGUGGAUUCCUGUACUGUGACUGACACUUCAUAGCAAACUCUUCCUUGAAGAAGGCAAGGCUUUGCUAAAGAAUUCUUUGUGACAUCAUGUCCUUGCAGUGGAGUAAAAGCAAAACUCAGUGGACUGACUCCUCGUCUCACGUAGGACUUUCCCCAGCUGCUCAUGUGAGUGGCUUGUCUGUCUGAGUAUACAGAGCCCUAGACCAGAUGCCAGAGGACGCACUAAGUGGAGAGAUCAGAAGACAGCCUUAACCGACCUGAGGUGGGAUCUGAGGCACACCCUCCCUCCCUCAGGGUGACGAAUUUCUUCCCAGGUUUCAUGUUACUUCACAUUUCUUACAGCACAGAGAACAGAUAACCCUCCGAAAGUCUUCAAAUACGAAAUACUAUUGGCAAGAUAUGGCAGGUAGUGACUUCCUAAGACUCAGAAAAUGGAGGGUGGGUUAGACCCAAUGCAUGGCAGAGCAAAGCCUGGGUGGACCAUCGAGUGUGCUGUGGGAGCUUUGCAUUUCUGACUGUUUCAUGUGGGGUAGAAAGUCAGCCACUGCGUAGCUGUCAUGUGAUCACCCUUCUGUGGUAAACAUGAGGAAAUUAAAGCUGCUACACUUCGCAUUGCCUGCUUAAGUAAGAUGCAAACACAACAGAAAUUGAGAACUUCACAGAACCACCCCUGUGAAAGAACGAAUGCCCAAGCUAAAUUUGUGGUUCUCGUAAUCUGUCAGAUGGUAGCAUUCAGCAGCCACACCCACCUUUCAUUAUCACCUUUACAUUGUUUUCUGUAAUCCCUGUCUGCAAUGAAACUUGACCUUAUCACUUGUGGAGUUUGGAAAGCUUUGAGUUUGAAUGUUGGGAUUGUAAUCAGAAUUCAGUUUAGUUCAUCUAUACUGAACAUGAAGGCUUUACAUGUGAAGUUGUGUACAUUCGUGUGUGCUUACAGUAUUAUGGGAAACCCAGUAAGCAAAUUUUUCUCAAAGAUAUUUGCCUCCAAAUUUGAAGAUGUGGCCACAGAGAGGCAAAUCUUUGAGAGGCAGCCAGCAUUCCUCUCAAAACUGUAACGUUGCUUUGGGCAGCACUUGUAAAUAGUAAGGCUUAUUUGGUGUCCUGUGCUUAAAGAUGAGAUUGUGAGUGGUGCAGGAAGCAGGGUCCUUUACUGCUGCCUCCUCUCCCAGCCCCACCCUCAGCCGAGUAAGUGAAAUCCAUGGUUCUGUCGCUCGCUAACUCGCUCGCUCGUUAGAAGGUGGGUUUUACAUUAUUUGCAGGGCCUGGGCACAGUGGUGUGUACCUAUAGUCCCCUGUCAGUGGGGGACUGAGUGAAGAAGAUCACAUUAGGCCAGGGGUUUAAGACCAGCUUAGGCAAUACAACAAGACCCAGUCUCUAAAAAUAAAUAAAUGGAAAGAUGGAAGCCAGUGCUUCUAUGGUUUCCCGCGCCAUCCACCUCCAGCCUCCUUAGACAGCAGCAGGUUCACGUCCAUCUUACUUCCCACAGACAGGACUUGGAGAAAAUAUUUCUUAAACUAGUGUACACUACCUAAGGCUGGAUGGGACAGUCUAGGUCUGUUCUUCAUGAGGAGACUCACUCCUUGCUGUCCUCUUUACGGUCACUACAGCACAUGCCCUUCCGUCCACUUGUUUCCAGCCGGGGGCAUCGGCUUCCAGAAUUCUGGAGUGUGUUUAAGAUGAUUCAGUUCUUAGCUUCUUUCAUAGAUGGUCUCAAAGCGCUUUGCUCCUGUUCUCUUCCUGUUCAUGGGACGUGGUACCUAAGCAAAUAGGAAUUGGGUUCGUGUUUCUCUUAAAAAAUAAUGCACAGUACUUACUAAUGGCAUCCAUUUGAAUGAAGUGGCAAUACAGCUAGUUAAUGUCAGUGACAUUAAGCCAACUCCAGGAUUUGGGAGUCUUAGCAUUAGGAUUUAGAUUUACCAGAUAGAGCGUGGCUUCCUUCCUCCCUGUAGCCCAUCCCUACUGCUGCCUUUCGUGGUCUGUCUGGCAGCCUACAAAGGCUCUCUCUCCAGCCUCUGUUCUCCUGUGCACCUGCCCCAUUGGGCAACCAGCUGUUUCAGAGUCUAGAGACCACAAGUUUUACUUCUGUGGUGUUGUACAAAGGUGGAGUUUUUGUUUUUUAAGUUUUUAUUUCUGAUUUCUGGGUUUUCUUAGUUACUAGUCAGUAAUACAGAAAAAGGUCAGACAAGGGCUUUUUUCCCCAAAAUUUUAUUAAUACCUAAACUAGAUUAAUAUAAAAGUAAAAGUCCUAAAUCUUGAUAUUCCUGAAGGUUUGUAAUUCUUCUGAAAAUGUAUAUCUAGAGAGAUUAAUUUCUGAACAUUUUAUCCCUCGUCACCUCAGCCAUGGAGAAGCAUUAGAGACCUCCUCCAGGGAUCUGGUGAAAAACCAGCGGACUGGGUGUUCUAUACCCAGAAGUUAGGUUUGUUUGUCUGGGUGGUUGGGUUUCUCUCUCUCUCUGCUCCUCCGGUUUGCUCUCUAUGCUUGGGAGCAGGCCUGUCAGCCUCCAAAUGCAGACCUCAACUCCGUGUGUAUAUGUGUGUGUGUGUGUGUGUGUGUGUGUAUGGGUGUGUGGGUGUGUGUGGCAUUGCACCAGUGACUAAUCACAUCUGCAAAACUUUACUUCCCAGGGCUUUGGACUUGCACCUCACAUAUAUUUCAAAACAAGGCGCUUCUAGUCAUCCCCCUCCCAGCCAAGAAGAGCAAGCAGGCUUAUAUUUACUUCAGAAAUAGCUGGUAUUUGAAAGUAAUUCUAAAGUACACUAUACAAUAUUAUGGCCCUGAGAUAUGCAAGAAAUAACCAGAGCGAAAGAAAAGUAUUUUAUGCAAAAAAAUAUUUUCGUCAGUUAUAUUGCUCAGAUACAAAAGAAACUAUUUCUGGAUACUGUAUUGUCAGGUUUUUAAAUGGGUAGUGUUCUUUGAAAAAGAAACUAAGUGUCUUCACCCACUAGGGACUUCAAGAAAAGUUGAAAUAACCCCAUAUACCAAUGAUUUAUAUCUUAAAGAGACUGUUUACACAUUCAUUAAAAAGCCGAUUCUGUAUGCAUAUGAAGGGUCCUUUGGUUAUGAGCAGAAAGUCGUCCAGAUGUUCUUUCUUUACUAUUUAUUGGUGAACGAUCUGACACUAUUUUUCUUUAUUUAAAAACAAUGUUGAUAUGAUCAAAGUAUGACCACUAGACAUGUUGAGGGACGAUGUACUUAAAAGAGCAUAGGCUGACGUCAUGAAGGAACACCAUACUAGACUUUUUGUAAAUUUAUUUUAUAUUUAAUGGAAUGCAGUAUAACGGCUGGUGAAGUGUAUUAUAAUUGUGUAAACAAAUCCUGUUAAUAGAGAGAUGUACAGAUUCAUUUUGUACUGUAUCUUGAACCUUGUGAAAUAAAGAUCCCAUCUCUGGUUA